GUGCUGGAUGAGCUGGAGCAGCACCUGAGCAAUUCCCGCUAUUUUCGCUUCCUGUGGUUCCCGCACACCGAGAACGUCCAGGUCAUCUACCAGGACCCCACCGACCAGCCCCCGCGCUCCUCGUGGAGCUGGUUCUGGGAUUGCGCCGUGGGACAUCACCUGCUGCAGCUCCUGCUCUGGGUCAGCACCUUUUUCCCGGGCCUGGUGGUUUGGAUCAACCGCGUUUUCUUCCGGCUCCUGUUCAGCUCCCGCCAGGAGAGCGUCGGCCGCAGCCACCGCAUCCUCAACUACGAGUGCCGCUUCCGCCAGCACGUCCAGGACUGGGCCGUGCCCAUCGGUCGCGCUCGGGCGGCGCUGCUGGAGCUGCGGGCGGCGCUGGCGGCGGAGCCGGGCCUGGGCGCGCAUUUCCCGGUGGAGAUCCGCUUCUGCCGCCGCGACCGGAUCCCGCUCAGCCCCUGCUUCCAGCGCGACUCCUGCUACAUCAACGUCAUCAUGUACAGGCCGUACGGGCGGGAGGCGCCGCGGGGCCGCUAUUGGCAGCUCUACGAGGGGAUCAUGCGCAGGCACGGGGGGAGACCCCCACUGGGCAAAG
This is a messenger RNA of Agelaius phoeniceus (red-winged blackbird), 592 nucleotides long. The record is from RefSeq and is a predicted model, not a curated record. NCBI's taxonomy places the organism in Eukaryota, Metazoa, Chordata, Aves, Passeriformes, Icteridae.